CAAGCAGCCAUGGCCGAUGUUGAAAUGGAUUCUGUGAACGACUCUGUGUCUGUUAAAGAAGAAACCACGGCGGUCGAAGAAGUGGCAGACGGAGAAGCCGAGACAGAGGUUGAGCAACAAGAUGAAGCACCCCAAGAGACAACAAAUGGCGUUAAAACUGAAACCGAAGAGGAGGUUACCGAGGAGCCUGCCCAAGAAGCCCAGGAAGCCCCAAAGGACAAACCGGAAACCGGGAAAGAGAAGUCUGGCGGCCGCAAAGGAAACCGAUACCACCCCUACAACAAGGAUAAACAAGACAAGAAGGGCGCUCACAGAAACCGAGUGUUUAUUAGCAAUAUCCCUUAUGAUAUGAAGUGGCAGGCUAUUAAAGAUCUAAUGCGAGACAAAGUCGGUGAGGUUACAUACGUGGAGCUCUUUAAGGAUGCUGAAGGAAAGUCAAGGGGUUGCGGUGUGGUUGAGUUUAAGGAUGAUGAAUUUGUGAAGAAGGCUAUCGAGGUCAUGAACAAACACGACCUGAAUGGCAGACCCCUAAACAUCAAAGAGGAUCCUGAUGGUGAGCACGCUCGUCGGGUGCUUCAGCGUGGCGGCGGCGGGGGGAUGUAUCAGGGGGGCAGAGGAGGAGGAGACGGGGGACCAAUGAACCUCCCCCCUGCCAUCGCCAACAACCCCAACAUUCCACACGAGAUCAUCAACGGCCUGCAGGCAGGAAGACUCGGCACUACCGUCUUCGUUGCCAAUCUUGAUUUCAAAGUGGGCUGGAAGAAGCUGAAGGAGGUUUUCGGCAUGGCAGGCACAGUGAAGCGGGCUGACGUGAAGGAGGAUAAGGACGGGAAGAGCCGCGGCAUGGGGACGGUCACCUUCGAGCAGUCCCUGGAAGCUGUCCAAGCCAUCUCCAUGUUCAAUGGACAAAUGCUGUUUGAUCGGCCGAUGCAUGUGAAAAUGGAUGAGAAAUCUCUUCCUGGUGAUGACUUCCGCCAGGCCGAUAAGCAGGCUCAGUUGCCACGGGGUCUUGGAGGCAUCGGUAUGGGUCUGGGCCCGGGCGGCCAGCCCAUCAACGCCAACCGUAUGGGCGGAGGAGGAGGUGGAGGAGGAGGUGGAGGUGGAGGAGGAAUGGGAGGCAUGGGACCUGGAGGUAUGGAUGGACCAGGAUACGGCAUGAACCGAAUGGGGGGAAUGGGUGGUGGCGGCUUCGGUGGAAUGGAUAACAUGGGCAACAUGGGGGGCUUUGGAGGCCGAGACAUGGGGGGCCCUAUGAGCAGAAUGGGAGACAUGUACCGCGGGUCUGGCAUGGGAAUGGAUCGUGAUUUCGGCAGGAACGACAUGUCAAUGAACCGUCCCUUUGGCGAUACCUUUGGAGGACUUGGAGGGGGAGGAAGUGGAGGAGGAAGUGGAGGAGGAGGGAUGGGUGGCUAUGGAGCAAGCAUGGGGAAUACAGGCAUGGCGGCCAUGGGGGCUGGAUUAGGUGGCGGCAUGGGUAGCAUGGGCAUGGACCGUAUCGGCGGAGGCUUUGACCGCAUGGGAGGCAGCAUGGACAUGAACCGCGGCUUCGGAGGAUUCGGCGGCGGUGGAGGCGGACACAUGGGAGGAGGGAUGUCCGACCGGGGAUCAGGGGCCAAAGGCGGCUGCCAGAUUUUUGUGAGAAAUCUUUCUUAUGACCUCACCUGGCAGAAACUGAAGGAAAAGUUCAGCCAUUGUGGUCAGGUGAUGUUUGCAGAGAUCAAGAUGGAGAACGGGCGGUCAAAAGGAUGCGGCACUGUUCGCUUCGACUCGCCAGAGAGCGCCGACACGGCCUGCCGGCUAAUGAACGGCACAAAAAUCAAUGGUCGCGAAGUGGAUGUUCGCAUCGACAGAAACGCAUAAACUCGUAAAAUCAUAGUAACAAUAGCCACCACCUGUCACCCUGUUUUUUUUGUUUUGUUUUAAAAACGCAUUUCCACAAGUUAUCCUACUGUUGUACCACAAGAUCAGUCAGUGACGCCAGUGACGCUUCAAUUACUGGAUAUGUAUAAGGUUUGUUUAUAUACGAUGAUGUUUUUCCUUUUUUGUAAACCCUUUUUAAUUUGUGGGCCACCAGUUUAUUUGAAUGACGAAAUAAACUUUUUAAUUUUUAAA
This is a messenger RNA of Engraulis encrasicolus (European anchovy), 2112 nucleotides long. RefSeq names its product myelin expression factor 2 (gene myef2). Gene Ontology annotation, cellular component: nucleus; ribonucleoprotein complex; cytoplasm. The record is from RefSeq and is a predicted model, not a curated record. Gene Ontology annotation, molecular function: mRNA binding. The transcript is spliced from 17 exons. The coding region runs from base 10 to 1860 and encodes 616 amino acids. NCBI's taxonomy places the organism in Eukaryota, Metazoa, Chordata, Actinopteri, Clupeiformes, Engraulidae.